Molecule: messenger RNA, 3449 nt
Organism: Closterium sp. NIES-67
Lineage: Eukaryota; Viridiplantae; Streptophyta; Zygnematophyceae; Desmidiales; Closteriaceae
Source: the annotation of a GenBank genome assembly
GCGCUCCCUUGGGAGCAAAAAGGCUCCGUUGAUUCUUUCCCGAAAUCAAACAAUCUGCUUCAGCAACGACUGAUUUCAAAGCUCUACUCCACUCAAGUCUGUCGUCUUCACCACAACGCCGUUUCGUGUGCUGCCUCACGCCACGCUGCUAAGGGCUGCAAGAAACAGCGUGCCUAUCCCUCUUCGGGUGCAACAGUAGCGCCACAGCAUCGAGGUGUGCUGUUUGCAGCCCUCGCCCGCCACCAUGCUGUCCGCGUUCGGCGCUAGCGCCAAGGCCGCGUUGCGCGCGGACGUGCAGCCGUGCGCGCCAUGCCUCGCUCACCGCGUUGACUCCGCGCACCACCUCCCAGCAACCGCGCUGCUCUCUCAUUCCACCGCCCCACUACCGCACCAUCUGCGCGCGCUCAGGUCCUCCUCCGCCGCGCUCUUCCCUUCACCCGGGGGCCGCGCAGACAGGGGGCGCAAGUCCGUGGCUGUUCGCGCGAGCGCCGAAGCGGAGACACCGCAGAGCGAGCGGCUGCAAUUGAAUGGCUCGAUGCUGCGCGCGGACCCGCUGUGGUCGGCGGUGACGGAGCAGGUGGCGAUCGGCGCGAGCGUGACGACGGCGGGCGCGGACGCCGUGCGCGCGCUGCAGACGGGCUUCGGCAUGACGGCCGUCGUCAACGUCGAGGAGGAGAGCGCGAUGAAGGCGCGCGGCAGCAGCUGGGAGGAGGAGAGACAGCGGCUGGAGGAGCAGGGCGUGGUGGCCGUGUGGGUGCCGGUGAAGGAGCACGACGCCACGGAGCAGGCGCUGAUGCUGCCGCAGGUGGUGCGCGUGGUGGCGGCGCUGGUGGCGGCGGGGCACACGGUGCUGCUGCAGUGCUCGGCGGGCGACCGCGUAUCGCCGCUCAUCGCCAUCGGGUACCUGAUGUUCGUGCGCGGCAUGCCGUGCGACGCGGCGUCGGCGCUGGUGGCGGAGAGGAGGGCCGGCAUCAGCCCGCCCAUGGGCGUGCUCACGGAGGCGAUGGAGAAGGUGUUGGCGGGCGCGACGGCGCGGGUGAUUGAGAUAGCGGAGAGCAUCUACCGCCAGCGCGUGAGGACGGGGCAGGCGGGCGACUCCAACUCCGACUGGGUGCAAGCCCAGCGCGCCUACAUCAACGAGGCCUUCGCCAAGUGGCUGGCUGCUGACGUCAGCUUCGCAGAGUCUAUCGCCCAGGCGGCGGAGCGUAAGGCGAGAGAGCAGCAGGCAGCAGAGGAGGCAGAGAGGAGGGCCAACGAGCCGGCCAAGCGCCUGCUGACGCCCAUCCGCUGGAGCGCCUCCAACCCAUCCGCGCUGCCGCCAGCCUCCCCACCCGCGGUGGCGGCGGGCGGUAGCGAGGCGGUGGCAGCGGCAAACCGGCGCGUGGCGGCGCUGGUGGCGGAGCUGGAGAGCGUGACGCGCGCGGCGGACGAGCAGGCGGCUACGCUGCAGCGUGCGGGGCGGCAGGUGGCGGAGCUGACGGGGCAGGUGGAGGCGCUGCAGCGCAAGGAGCGGCUGUACACGGAGGCACUGGGGCAGGCCAACGAGCGCAUGGAGCUGCUGGGGGAGCGCAUGCGCGCCGUGGAGCAGCAGGCGCGCGGCGACAAGGAGCGCCUGGAGGGCGAGGUGCGCGCGCUGACGGCGCGCAUGCAGGCGGACGAGCAGCGCGGGGGCCGUGCGGCGACAGUGAUCCAGGGGCUGCGCAUGGAGCUGCAGGCCGCCAAGGACGAGGUCAAGGAGCAGUGGGCGGCUGUCGCGCGUGCCGAGAAGAGCAUCGGCGCGCUGAGCGCGCGCGUGAAGGAGGAGGAGCAGCGCGCGCAGCGGGCGGAGGCGGCGGCGCUGGCAGCGGAGGAGGACAAGAGGCGCGCGCUGAGGGAGCUGGAGGGCGCUAAGGGGGAGAGCGUGGCUGAGUCGGCGGAGGCGCGCGAGCGCAUGGCGGCGCUGGCGGCUCAGGUGCAGCAGCUGGGCGAGCGGCUCAAGGCGGCCACGGGCGUGGCGGAGAAGGCGACGGGGCGUGCGGACGUGCUGGAGAGACAGGUGGCGCAGCUGGAGGCGCGCGCGCGGCAGGCGGAGGAGCAGGAGGCGGUGUCGGCGCGCGCGGCGGGGCUGCUGACGGAUCAGGUGAAGGCGCUGGAGGGCAGCGCGGCGGAGGCCAGUGCGCGCGUGGGGCAGCUGAGCGGUGAGCUGGAGAAGCUGCGCGUGCGCGAGGCGGAGCGCGCGGCGGAGAGCGUGGCGAGCGGCGAGCGUGCAAAGCAGCUGAUGGCGCUCGUCAAAGACCUGUCGGAGCGCGAGGCGCGGCAGCGGACGCGCGCGGAGCAGGUGGAGGCGAAGCUGGCGGCGCUGCGCGACCAGGACUCGGACCUGGCGUCCCGCGCCGCCGUGUUCUCCAGCCAGAUGGAGCAGAUGGCGCGCCAGCUGGCGCGGCUGAACGCGGAGCUGGCGUUCGCGGAGGGGCGUGAGGGCGAGGUGCAGGAGGCGUGGCGCGCACAGCUGGGGGCGGCCAGCGACGUGAUGGGCGCCAUGGGGCCCGAGGCGGCGGCGCUGGCAGCGGAGAGGGGCGUGGAGAUGGAGAUGGAGCAGGCGGAGGGGCAGCCGGGGGAGGUGCUCAGGGUGCUGAUGCAGCGGGUGAGCAGCGAGGCGGCGGCGGUGAGGGAGCGCAGCGCGCGGCUGAUAGAGGACACCCACCACAUGAGGCAGCAGCUGGACGCCGCUCGCAACCAGGUGCAGGAGGAGGCAGUUGGGGGCGGGGAGGGGGCGGAGGCGCGGCUACGGGAGUAUGUGGAGGCGGCGGAGGCAAUGGCGGUGGAGCAGAAGCAGCGGCUGGUGGAGCGCGUGCAGUCUCUGCAGUGGGUGCUGGGCGCCACCAUCGCGCUGGCCGUCAUCAUCCCCGCCACCGCCUUCUACUCCUUCUUCACCGACGACUCACAUGCCACCCAGGUGGAGAUGCUGCGGUCGCGCCUGGCGGCGGUGACGGGCAGUCAGAAGGAGCUGGAGAGUGCGGCAGUGAAGGCGGACGCGAGCAAGCGCGCGGCGCUGAGUGCGGUGCAGACGCUGGAGGAGGUGGUGGCAGCGCAGCAGGGGUCGGUGGAGCGGCUGCAGGCGCUCAUCCCGCUGGUGGCGCCCUCCAUCCAGUCAGAGCAGGCAGCGCGCUUCUGCGCCAACGUGCCCCUCGAGUACCAGUCCGCCGUCACCCAGCGCUUCUGCUCCGACCUCGUGCCCCCCACUGCCCCUGCUGCACCCGCUACCGCACAGGACAGCUGACCUCCGACCUGGAUGCAUUCGGGGAGCCCAGCGAGGCAACUAGUGAAGGCCACCUCGUGGCUGUGUAUCUAUGGGUUGGACAAGAUACAACUGAAAGCAAAUGGCUUGCAUUGCAUGCACAUUGCACAUGCCUUGUAUGCUCUGUAGAUUUAUAACUGCAAGAUCUGUACCAAGAAUCGUGAACCACCAA